AUGUCUGCAGACAGCUCGGGCGCAAGGAUCGCGCUAUUCACGGAUACACACCUCGGGUUCACUGCCCCGUCUGCACGCCCCUGCAAUGCCCACGAAAACUACCUGCUUCUUGAGGAGUGCCUCUGUCUGGCCCGCAAGCUGGGCGCGCAUGCUAUCCUGCACGCCGGAGACUUCUUCAACCAGAACAGGCUGUCCAGCAAGAAGGUCAUCAAGGCAAUCUGUGCACUGAGACGAUACGGGGUCUCGUCCUUUGCAGACCACAGCGACGGCGACUCGAUACCCAUGGCCCUCAUCUACGGCAACCACGACAACAACGAUAAGAUUUUGGGCCUCCUGGAGGCGGCCGGGGCGGUGAGCCUCUUGGGGCACACUCAGGCCGGCAAAAGCCUUACGCUCCAUCCUCUCUGCCAGGUAGUUGGCGGCGUAGAGCUCGUCGUGUACGGACUGGAUUACCACAAAGCGUGGCAGAGAGAUGUGGCACCCGAGAUUUCCUUUGCCCCGGCCGCUCGCUCAGCUCUGGAGGACGAAGCGGUGGGGAGAGGCGCUAAAGGAGGACGCAGGCAUGCACGAUACACCUUCCUGGUUCUUCACCAAGACUAUUCAGACCAGGUUGGAAGAGACAAGAUCAGCCUUUCAUUCGUCGACCAGUGGAAUCAUACGCAUGCCCCGGAAGAGCGCAUAGACUUUGUGUACAUAGGGCACGAGCACGACGAGACGCCUCCUCGCGACGGGGAGACGUUCACGCUUCUUAUGCCCGGCUCUCCGCAUAGACAAAGCAGGAAGGGAAACCUUCUCAACGUGCGACAGGAGGAUCGAAAUUUCUACUUACUGACUCUUCCACUGCAGCGGAAGUGUCUUGACAGUCCGCCACUGCGGUAUUGCCAUCUGAAUAGAUACAAUCUACUCUCUGGAAGUUUCUACCACAUAGGGGCCAAAUCAAUUGAUAUUGUAACAGAAAAAUACCGCAUAUCGAAAAGCGAACAUGAUUAUACAAAGAUUGCUGAAUGCAUUAAUACGUCAAUAAAUAGCGAGAUUGAAGCUGUCACCAAUCAUGCUGCUUCUUUAUUGUGCAAACGAAUUAUGCCAUGUAUUAUCGAUCUCCAGAAGCACUGUAGGGAGCUGUAUUCAAAUGGUCAUUCUAUUGAAAGUAUUGUCGCCAGUCUGGCCUCUCUUCGCUCAGUAAUGCAACCACCUGCAGGAUCCUACAGCUUCCAUUCACUGAUAGCUUACUUGCGUUAUUAUCACAAUCACAUCUCUCUGGAAGGAAGUUUGCACUCAUCACCAAGGGCUCAUAGUAUCGAAAGUAAUGAUCCUUCUUUCCUAAAUGUCCUUAAAGACAUUGUCAGAAGCCUACUCGACAUCGAUCUAGAGGAAAGCGAAGAAUGCUUCGCCAUGGGUGACCAACAGAAUCAAACGGUCCUAGCUAAUAUUCGCUGCAAGGGCCUUUCUGAAGCUGCGAUCAAAGAUGCUAUCCUUUCGACCAACAUGCUCGCAAAGGAUAUAAGUCUUCCAACAAUCUAUGCUCAGUUUGCAUUUACCAUACUCUUUAAAUUAGCUAGGGAUCCUUUGCAACACACAGCUGAGGAGCAAGGACUUCUUGCAUCUAUUUGCAAUAGCUUUGAGCUGAUAUCUAUAGAGCUUGUUUGUGUAGACAAGAUACAGAGGCGCUACGCACAUUUAUACAUGAACAAUAGAACCUUCGUUGAGCCUCUGAUGUUUAAGGCGGACACAAUAGUUAAUCAGCAAUCCACUAGCGCAGAAAGAGUGGCUAAGUCAGCUGAGAAGGACAGCACAUGUGUACAAAUUCUUCUAACAUCAUUACAGGCAGUAUAUGACCAGGCAGUUAGUUAUGCACGUGGUCAGGAAGAUCGUAGGCUUAGCGCGGUAUCCUUAGAGAAAUCAGCAACUGGCUUUGCAGAAAGAGAGCCAGAGGCCAAGCAGACUGGUAUCAGGAGCGGUGCUUCAUCUGUACUGUCUGUUACUAGUGUAACUGAGACAGGAUCUUCUUCCACGAUAGUUACCAAUAAAGAAGAACACGAAGAUAGCCAAAGCGUCACAUUUCUUGAUAGCAUUAGCAGUGAUCUUCCUGAGACAACCACUCAGGCACAACACUCCCUUGUUUCAGACGCCCUUGCUAUAAUGUACAUGGUACCAGAGAUUCUUAAAUGCUUACAGCAAGAUGAUGGGUGUAUGGUAAAGGAACACGGCGUUGGUCGGGGAAAUAGUACGGCAAAACAGUUGGAGGAAGUGCGCAAGACUUGUACAAAAACCCUUAGGGCGCGGCUUACUGAGGGAUACUCUUCAGCUCUAGCUACGUUUUUCGAAGCCCCUUCUUCUACUGCACAACAUACUUGUCGUUUCACAUCGCUUCUUCAGGCGUGCGAUGCAGCCGAAGCCAAUCAUUUACAAGUUACCCUAGAGCAUCACGAUAACGACCUUACCAUAAGUGCAUAG
Messenger RNA from Giardia duodenalis, 2454 nucleotides. Its product is annotated as Mre11. The transcript has a single exon. The record is from RefSeq and is a predicted model, not a curated record. Gene Ontology annotation, cellular component: Mre11 complex. Gene Ontology annotation, biological process: double-strand break repair via homologous recombination; telomere maintenance; double-strand break repair via nonhomologous end joining. Gene Ontology annotation, molecular function: hydrolase activity. Bases 1 to 2454 code for a protein of 817 amino acids. Lineage: Eukaryota; Fornicata; Diplomonadida; Hexamitidae.